AUGUAUAAAUUUUUAACAAAAUCUAGAAUAUUAUUUAAUAGAAGCUAUACAACUAUUGGCAAUUCAACAAUAGCAACAAUAACAAAACCAAGAACAACAUCAAUAUAUAUUCAUUGGCCAUACUGUAGUAAGAUAUGUCCGUAUUGUAGCUUCAAUAAAUAUAUGGAUGGUCCACAUGUUGACCAUUCAGCUAUGAAACAAUCGUUCCUAACAGAGUUGAAUCAGAUCGUCAAGAAAUAUUAUGGAGAAAAUGGUAGUGAUUUACCGAAAUUGACAUCUAUCUAUUUUGGUGGUGGAACACCUUCUUUGGCACCUGUAGAUACCAUUACAUCUAUUGUAAAUGAAUCAUUGAAACUUUUCAAUGUAGACAGACAACAGCUACUACAACAACAUCAGAACGACAAUCAUGAUCAUUCAUUGGAGAUUACACUUGAAGUCAAUCCAGACAAGAUUGACAUUGAUAAACUUUCUGAUUUUAAAAAUCAUUCACUUAUCAAUAGAGUAUCACUAGGUGUACAAGCAUUCAAUGAUAAAGAUUUAAAAUUCUUAGGUAGAACUCAUACAGCUAAUGAUGCAAAACAAGCAAUUUCAAAAUGCAAUCAACUAUUUAAACGAGUAAACUUUGAUUUAAUAUAUGCAAGACAUCAAAAUCAAACUAAAGAACAAUGGAAACAAGAGAUAAACGAAGCAAUAGAUCUAUGUGAAAGAGGUCAUAUCUCAUUAUAUAGCUUAUGUUUUGAGGAAGGAACAAAAUUAAAUAAUAAGAAAAAUAAUCAGAUUAUACCUGCGGAUCAUGAUUUAAACUUUGAACUCUAUGAGAUUGCAAAGCAGCAAUUGGAGAGAGCAGGUAUCAAUCAAUAUGAAAUCAGUAACUUUUCAAGAGAGAAUCAAAGAAGUAGACACAAUCUAAACUAUUGGAGAGGUGGUGAUUAUAUUGGUAUUGGUCCUGGUGCAUGCUCGAGAAUAACCAAACUGGAUGGCACUAGACACAGUUUGAAAUGUGUAUUGCAUCCGAGGAGUUGGAUCACUCAGGUGACGGAUACCGGCGAUGGUCUUGACACCGUAGAAUCGAAACAACUGACAAUCGAAGAGAGAGUCAAUGAAUUACUUCUAAUGGGACUGCGAACCGUUGAAGGUGUAAAUAGAGAAACAUUCAAAUCGAUAACCAACGGCAAAGACAUAGAGGAUGUACUCUCCGCCACCAAACUUAAAUAUCUUAUUUCAAACGGAAUGUUAUCACUAGAUAAUAAUAGAUUAUGUUCAACAACCAAAGGAUUUAUGUUAUUAGAUAAAAUUAUAUUAGAAAUAUGUUUAUAA
Messenger RNA from Heterostelium album PN500, 1317 nucleotides. Its product is annotated as coproporphyrinogen-III oxidase family protein. Bases 1 to 1317 code for a protein of 438 amino acids. Gene Ontology annotation, molecular function: 4 iron, 4 sulfur cluster binding; coproporphyrinogen oxidase activity. Lineage: Eukaryota; Evosea; Eumycetozoa; Acytosteliales; Acytosteliaceae. The transcript has 3 exons. Gene Ontology annotation, biological process: porphyrin-containing compound biosynthetic process. Gene Ontology annotation, cellular component: cytoplasm. The record is from RefSeq and is a predicted model, not a curated record.